Messenger RNA from Alternaria atra, 1530 nucleotides. RefSeq lists its product as uncharacterized. The coding region runs from base 1 to 1530 and encodes 509 amino acids. Gene Ontology annotation, cellular component: cytoplasm. The transcript is spliced from 8 exons. Gene Ontology annotation, biological process: beta-D-galactose catabolic process via UDP-galactose, Leloir pathway. The record is from RefSeq and is a predicted model, not a curated record. Gene Ontology annotation, molecular function: fatty-acyl-CoA binding; zinc ion binding; UDP-glucose:hexose-1-phosphate uridylyltransferase activity. Lineage: Eukaryota; Fungi; Ascomycota; Dothideomycetes; Pleosporales; Pleosporaceae.
AUGACGGACCCUGUAUUGAACGACAUCUCCCACAGGCGCUUCAACAUCCUGCGAGGAAGCUGGAUACUAGUUUCUCCGCACCGUACAAAGCGACCAUGGCAAGGUAUGCAAGAGUCACCGUCCAAGACGACUCUCCCAGAAUAUGACCCAAAGUGCUAUCUGUGCCCCUCGAACACGCGGGCAAAUGGCGAGCACAAUCCCAAGUUCAACAAGACUUUUGUUUUCGUCAACGACUACAGUGCCGUCAUGGAAGAGCAGCAAGAGUAUGACCCGAGUAACAAGGAUGCAUCUCUCGCUUCCAGAUUACUCCGCGCUGAAGCCGUCACUGGAAAGUGCUAUGUUAUCUGCUUCUCGCCCUCUCACAAUCUCACUCUUGCCGACAUGUCGCCGGCGCAGAUCGUUCCCAUAAUAGAGACAUGGACCAACAUCUACGUCGCACAUUUGGAUCCCAAGUCGCCACUAGCCAAGCUUGCAUCCGCCAUUACUAUUCCACCACUAUCACAGGGCGCUCUCGCAGUUCCGAAUGCUCAGUAUCGGUACAUGCAGAUCUUCGAGAACAAGGGCUCAGCAAUGGGCUGCUCAAAUCCCCACCCACAUGGCCAGGUCUGGACUACCACAUCCUUACCGGAAGAGCCUGCGUUGGAGCUUGUGCAGCUCAGCAAAUACCGCAAAGAGCAAGGAGGCGCACACAUGCUAGUCGAUUAUGCCGAGUUGGAGUCGAAAGAGAAGACUCGUACUGUCUUUGAGAACGAGAGCUUCUGGGCUGGUGUGCCUUAUUGGGCCGUAUGGCCAUUUGAGAUCAUGGUCGUUCCUAAGCAGCAUAAGCGGUCGCUAGUCGACUUCACCAAGGAAGAGCGAGCGCAGUUAGCAGAGUGCAUAGCGGAGAUUACCAGGCGCUACGACAACCUCUUUGAGACUCAGUUCCCCUAUAGCAUGGGUCUCCAUCAGGCUCCUCUCAGUGGUACAGCCGACGAGAUUGAGUCCAGUCAUUUCCACAUCCACUUCUACCCUCCGCUACUAAGAAGCGCCACUGUCCGCAAGUUCCAAGUUGGCUACGAGAUGAUGGCCGAGCCUCAGCGUGACAUCACCCCAGAGCAGGCUGCCGAGCGUCUCAGAGCAUGUGAUGGUGAGCUUUACCGGAAGAAGCUCGAACCUGCCCCAGCCACCAACGGUUCCACCACCACCGCCUACAUCUCUAUACACCCUACACGAACUACACAUAUUACCACCAAAAUGCCAGGAGCAAAGUACACCGAGACCUACAAAAAGGUCAGCGCCAUGGGCGAGAAGCUCAAGGCGGCUGGAAAGCAGGGUCCUAGCAACGACGAGCAGCUGCACUUGUACGCGUACGCCAAGGUAGCAGAGGGCAAGGACUUUAGUGGAGCCAAAAAGCCUGGCAUGUUCGAUCUUGCUGGCAAGGCCAAGUACAACAAGUGGAAGGAGGUUGUUGACGCCGGUACCACACAGAAGGAGGCCGAGGACAAGUACGUCGAGUUGGGUGAACAGCUACUGGCUAAGCACGACAACUAA